GAAUGAAAAAAAUAACAUCCUGAAAAAGUGAAACACUUGUCCUUUGGAUUCAGCGUAGACACCAUGCCAGUUCUGUUAACAGCAGCAGGAUUGCAUGAAAUAUUGGCUCUUCUGACAGCACAGCUACGGCCAGAUGCCAACCUCACAGCAGAAAUCGGUUUCUUGACAGAAGUCUUCAGCGAACAUAGUUUCAAUUCACUCAUGAAGAUUCAUCAGAAACUGCAGCAGUUUGUUAGACAAGGACCAACUCCUGCGCUACAUAGCGCAGCAGCUUUAGCUGAGGAUAUAUCAGAAGAGCUGCAGAGUGUACAGAACAACAAUGACAUGAGAGAACUAAUGCAGUUAUUGGCCAAGCCACACCUCCAGGCUGUGCUAUCAGCUCACGACACAGUAGCUCGCAAGGCCUUUGAUCCUGUGCUACCACCUAUGCCAGAUGACCUUGAAGUUGAGGAGGAGGAGGAAUCUAUGAAGAUUGUCCGCCUUGUGAAAAAUAAAGAGCCAUUGGGAGCGACCAUCAGGAUGGAUGAACAAACAGGCGCCGUUGUUGUUGCACGGAUCAUGCGCGGUGGGGCCGCAGACCGCAGCGGUUUAGUUCAUGUUGGAGAUGAACUGAGAGAGGUCAAUGAAAUCCCAGUUGAGCACAAGACGCCUGAAGAAAUCAGUCAGAUUCUGGCCCAGUGUCAGGGUUCAAUAACAUUAAAGCUAAUUCCAGCUGUCAAGGAAGAGGACCAGCUUAAUGAAACUAAGAAAGCUUUACACAAGGCUCCACGUCGACGAUUAAGGGCUAAGGUACAUGUGAGAGCCUUAUUUGACUAUGACCCAAGUGAGGAUAAAGCGAUUCCCUGCAAAGAAGCAGGGUUACCUUUCAGGAAAGGGGAUGUCCUUCAGGUUGUGAGCCAGGACGACUCUGUGUGGUGGCAAGCAAAGCGUGUGGGAGAUGCAAACCUGCGAGCGGGCCUUAUUCCAUCAAAAAAGUUUCAAGAGAAACGACUUGCCUACAGGCAAAAAAAAACUAAUUUGGAACAAGAGAAGCGCAGUAAAAGAUCAUCCUAUGACCAAAGUUGUGAGAAAGAUGACUGUGACUGUGAUGGGUAUUUGAAUGGGCUGUACAUAGCUGGUUUACGGAGAAGUUUUCGGCUCAGUAGGAAAGACCGACAUGCAAACCAAAAUGAAGAGAAACAGACUGAGCAGAAGGAUGUAGAAUAUCUUACUUAUGAAGAAGUGGUUGCCUACCACCGUCGUCCCAAUGAUGUGCACAGGCUGGUGGUACUUGUUGGUUCUAUAGGAGCAAAGGUUAAUGAGAUAAGACAAAGAAUUGUAGCAGAGAAUCCUAAUCGCUAUAAUGUGGCAGUUCCUUCAACAACAAGGCAAAAGAAAGUCCAUGAGAGGCAAGGACUGGAAUAUCAUUUCGUCAGUAAACUUUCAUUUGAAGCAGAUAUUCAGAAGAACAGGUUUGUCGAACAUGGAGAAUACAAAGACAAUCUGUAUGGAAUAAACGUAGAUUCCAUUCGUACAAUAAUGCUAAAAAAAAAGAUUUGCAUAUUGGAUGCAAAUCCAGAAACGAUCAAAAACCUCAGAACAGCAGAGUUUAAACCAUAUGUGAUAUUUGUCAAACCAUUCCUUCAAGAACCAAAGGCAAACACGUCAACAGCUGAAACAUCAGGAAGUAACAAUGUUAAAGAACUAGGUGAAGACAAGUAUCAGGAAAUGGUCCAGUCAGCAGCUUAUAUUGAAGAGCAUUAUGGUCAUCUCAUCGAUAAAGUCCUGGUGAAGGGUGACCUUCAGACCACAUGCAGUGAAUUGAAGACAAUUCUGGAGAGUAUAGAAAGGGAUACGUUCUGGGUACCUGCUAGCUGGGUCCGUUCGUAG
This is a messenger RNA of Rhincodon typus (whale shark), 1869 nucleotides long. RefSeq names its product MAGUK p55 scaffold protein 3a (gene mpp3a). The coding region runs from base 64 to 1869 and encodes 601 amino acids. NCBI's taxonomy places the organism in Eukaryota, Metazoa, Chordata, Chondrichthyes, Orectolobiformes, Rhincodontidae. The record is from RefSeq and is a predicted model, not a curated record. The transcript is spliced from 19 exons. Gene Ontology annotation, molecular function: protein binding. Gene Ontology annotation, cellular component: cell-cell junction; plasma membrane.